UGUAAGUAAACAGUUAAAACACAAAAUCAACACACACAAACACAUACACUUGUAAAAUACCUAUCAAUUCCCAAUGGCAUCACCCUUGACCAUGACCUCCUCGUUCUUUGGUGGCGCCGUCGCCGCGAAGCCGGCCGCGGCCACCACCCGUUGCGGCCGACUGGCUGUAAGGGCCUCGAUGGAAUUGGAGAAGGCGGUGGAGAAGAGGAGCAACACGAGACGGGGCCUCAUGUUGGCUGCAGCGGGCGCAGCAGCAGUGUCGUCCGUCGUGAAGGUCGCGAUGGCCGACGAUAAAAACACGUUAGCCGGCGGCUGGACGGAGAUCCCCGAUACAAACUCACAGGAGAUUUUACUAUACGGAAUAUUCGCAGUGUCGGAAUACAACAAACAGAAUAAUAAGUCCUUGACAUUCGAGUCCGUGUUAAAGGCUGAGAAGCAGGUGGUGGCUGGUGUGAACUACAGGCUGUUGCUCGCCGCGGGGGAUGAGCUACGCCCAUCCGGCACUUACCAGGCCGUUGUAUACAACCAGGCCGCGCCGACAUCCCUACAUCUCACUUCCUUCGUCGGAAUUUCUCGCUAGCUAGCUUUUGGGAUUGUGUAUCAGUUAACAAAGUGUGUGAAAUAAAAUAUCCCUCUUUUCUUGGCA
This is a messenger RNA of Salvia splendens (bonfire salvia), 646 nucleotides long. RefSeq names its product cysteine proteinase inhibitor 1. The coding region runs from base 74 to 580 and encodes 168 amino acids. The record is from RefSeq and is a predicted model, not a curated record. Gene Ontology annotation, molecular function: cysteine-type endopeptidase inhibitor activity. The transcript is spliced from 2 exons. NCBI's taxonomy places the organism in Eukaryota, Viridiplantae, Streptophyta, Magnoliopsida, Lamiales, Lamiaceae.